AUGCGAGAAGCAGCAACAGAUCGGGCCACGCCGAUCGGCAGCGGUUGGCCCCAACACUGGCAUCUAUUGGCCCUACUUGUGCUCAAUUUGGGCCAAAUGGCUCAAACCAAGGCCCCUCCCAACAUUGUCUUCUUCUUGGUUGACGACCUGGGCCACUACAACGCUGCCGCCGUGUGCCUCACUAGAGAAGGCAUCAUUUUGAAUCGACAUUACGUUUACAAAUUCUGCUCCCCUACCCGAUCAUCUUUUAUGAGUGGACGUUUGCCCGUCCACGUCAACAUUCAAGUCCGUCUGGCUCUUUUCUUUUUUUUUUCUCGCAAGUGUGUGGCUGCGGCUGUGCCAGCCGACCUCACGCCUGCCUUCACACAGAACAACCCUUCUAGCAAGAACGGCGGCGUAGAUCUCCGCAUGACCACCAUUGCCGAAAAGCUCAAACAAGCAGGCUUGGCUCAACCCACCCUCUCAUGUCCAACAUGUGUUGGAAACCGCGUCUCAAGGUAUCGAACCCACACCUCUGGAAAGUGGCACGUGAAGGACUUGCAAGAACUCGUUGUCCAGCGGCAAGCUCAAGAGGACAAACAUUUUAAACGCCUGGAGACGCGCCUGAGUUUGGUGGAGCAAAGGCUCGAGAAAUCGGAAGGGCCUGCCAUGCGGAGCGAAGAUCGGUCUGCAAGUGAGCUGCAAGAUUUGUCGGCAGAGCUGGUCCAGCUGGAGGAAGACGUCGGCCGGUGUCCUGAAGGACAAAGUCAUGAGGCUCUCAAGGCUGAGACCGAGAGCAUCAAGCAAAGCAUUGAGGAGCUGCGAGCUGCCAAGGAGCAAAAGGACAAGGAGAAUGCACUCAAGGCCGAGGAGCUGCGAGCUGCCAUGAAGCAGAAGGACGAGGAGCUGCGAGCUGCCAUGAAGCAGAAGGACGAGGAGAUGCAAAGAAGCUUUGAUCAAUUUGCGCUCGCGGCCCACAAUCAUAUGUUGGCCAGUUGCCUCAGCGACUGGCUGCUUUCAAGGUUGCAUGCCGACCAAAUUCCGUGGACUGGCCAUCCGCCGCGGGUCAUCGACCUCAGCAAUUUUCUCAACAUUGCGUUGGGCUACGGCGACGUACCGCGCCCAUCAUUUGAGUAUAUAGAGUGGUGUUUCACGCAGGCUCCCCUUGAAGCUCAAUGGCAGAUGCUCCAAGCCUACAGGGAAUGUUGCAACAAGCUGAGAGCAAAGCACGUGUCGCCUGAUCAAUUUUUUGCUGCCGUGGAGCAACAACUUAGAAUGUGA
Monosiga brevicollis MX1 is the source of this 1260-nucleotide messenger RNA. RefSeq lists its product as uncharacterized. The record is from RefSeq and is a predicted model, not a curated record. Bases 1 to 1260 code for a protein of 419 amino acids. NCBI's taxonomy places the organism in Eukaryota, Choanoflagellata, Craspedida, Salpingoecidae. The transcript has 4 exons.